AGCGGCCAGAACGACUUCUAGACAAGCAGCUGCGAAAAACCUCCUGCGCCCUGGCUCUCAGGGUCCCCGCUAGGAGCCAGCCUGCGUCCUUCUGAGGUGCACCAAGCAAUGGCCAUCGCUGGGCUCCAGAAACCCUGGUGCGGAGCCCUCUGCGCACAGCUGCUGCUGGCCCUCUGGGUCUUCGGUUUUGUUGGUGAAGCCUGUAAAAAGGUGACAUUAAAUGUGCCUUCCACACUAGAGGCUGACAAGAUAAUUGGAAGAGUUAAUUUGAAAGAGUGUCUCAGCUCUGCUGAUGGAAUCAGGCCAAGCGAUCCCGAUUUCCGAGUUCUAGAUGAUGGGUCAGUUUAUCCAGCCAGAGCUCUUGUGCUGUCUGGCAAGAAAAGAUCAUUUACCAUUCAGCUUUCUGACUCAAAGACACAGACACAGAAAGAGAUCCCGGUAAUGCUGGAGCACCAGAAAAAGGUCCUGAAGAAAAGACAUACCAAGAAUACUGUCCUCAGGAGAGCCAAGAGAAGAUGGGCACCCAUUCCUUGCUCGAUGCAAGAGAAUUCCUUGGGUCCCUUCCCGUUGUUUCUUCAGCAGGUUCAGUCUGAUGCAGCCCAGAAUUACACCGUCUUAUACUCAAUAAGUGGGCGUGGAGUUGAUCAAGAACCAUUGAAUUUGUUUUUCAUAGAGAGAGACACUGGGAAUCUGUUCUGUACCCGGCCUGUGGAUCGUGAGGAAUAUGAUGUUUUUGAUCUGAUCGCCUAUGCGUCCACGGCGGAUGGCUAUUCAGCAGACCUACCGCUCCCACUGCCCAUCAAAGUAGAGGAUGAAAAUGACAAUUACCCUCUCUUUACAGAAGCGAUUUAUAAUUUUGAGGUUCCAGAAAGCAGUAGACUUGGUACUGUGGUGGGAGUGGUUUGUGCUACGGAUAAAGAUGAACCUGACACGAUGCACACGCGCCUCAAAUACAGCAUCUUGGAGCAGAACCCACGGUCACCUGGGCUCUUCUCUGUCCACCCCGACACUGGCGUCAUCACCACUGUCUCUCACUACAUGGACAGAGAGGUUGUGGACAAGUACACACUGAUCAUGAAAGUGCAAGACAUGAAUGGCCAGUUUUUUGGACUGAUCAGUACAUCAACUUGUAUCAUAACAGUGCAGGAUUCCAAUGACAACGCGCCCACGUUCAGACAAAAUGCUUACGAAACCACUGUGGAGGAGAACACAUACAAUGUGGAAAUCCUGCGCAUCCCCGUGGAUGACAAGGACUUGGUUAAGAGUGCCAACUGGAAGGCAAAUUUUACCAUCUUAAAAGGGAAUGAAAAUGGGCGCUUCAAAAUCACAACGGACCCAGUGACUAAUGAGGGUGUUCUGUGCGUUGUGAAGCCCCUGGAUUAUGAAGAAAAUCGUCAGGUAACCCUAGAGAUCGGCGUGAACAACGAAGCUCCGUUUAUCAGAGACGUUGCAAGCCGAGUACCCACCAUGAACCGGGCCUUGGUUACAGUUCAUGUGAAGGACCAGGAUGAGGGGCCAGAAUGCAACCCCCCUGAACAAUAUGUGCGGAUCAAAGAAAACUCAGCCGUGGGGUCCAAGAUCAAUGGCUACAAGGCCUAUGAUCCUGAAACCAAGAACAGCAAUGGCUUAAGAUACAAAAAAUUGCAGGAUCCUAAAGAAUGGGUCAGCAUUGAAGAAGUUUCAGGUCUGCUGACAAUAUCAAAAACCCUAGACAGAGAAUCCAUGGCUCCAAGAAAUGACUUGUAUAAUAUUACAGUCAUGGCAAUAGACCAAGAGGGUAAGUCAUGCACAGGAACACUCGCAGUGAACAUCGAGGAUGUGAAUGACAAUGCUCCAGAAAUCCUUCAAGAUUAUCUUGUCAUCUGCAAGCCAAAGAUGGGGUAUACGGACAUUUCAGCUGUCGAUCCUGAUGAGCCUGUCCAUGGCCCUCCCUUUCGGUUCAACUUGGCAAGCUCUUCUCCUGAAGUCAACAGAAUCUGGACCCUCAACCCAGUUAAUGAUACAGCCGCCCGCUUGUCCUAUCGGAAAAACGCUGAAGUUCAAGAAUACGCCGUUCCUGUCACUGUACAAGACAGAGCAGGACAAUCCACAACCAAAGUCUUGCGAGUUAACCUGUGUGAUUGUACUCAUCCGAGCCAGUGUACGGCCAGGUCAAGGAGUGUAGGGGUCUCCUUGGGGAAGUGGGCCAUCCUUGCCAUCCUGCUGGGCAUCGCGCUGCUCUUUUCGGUACUGCUCACUUUAGUAUGUAGCGUUGUCACUGCCCGGAAAGGAAAACAUUUUCCUGAAGAUUUAGCACAGCAAAACUUAAUUAUAUCAAACACUGAAGCACCUGGAGACGACAGGGUGUGCUCAGCCAAUGGAUUCACCACCCAGACUGCCAACAACUCCGGCCAAGGCUUCUGUGGCACCAUGAGAAACGGUGGGCAGGAGACAUAUGAGAUGAAAGGACACCAGACCUUAGACUCCUGCCGCGUGGCCGGCCAUCACCACACCCUGGAUUCCGGCCGAGGAGGGCACAUGGAGACUGACAACUGCAGAUACACUUACUCCGAGUGGCACAGUUUCACUCAGCCCCGGCUUGGCGAAAAACUGCACGUGUGUAAUCAGAACGAAGAGCACAUGCCAUCCCAAGACUACGUCCUCACCUAUAACUACGAAGGCAGGGGGUCUCCAGCAGGUUCUGUAGGCUGCUGCAGCGAAAAGCAGGAAGAAGAGGGUCUGGACUUUUUAAACAACUUGGAACCCAAAUUUCUUACAUUGGCAGAAACAUGCACAAAGAGAUAAUGCCACCGGGUUACAAUCAGACAUGGCCUCUGCAGUUGUCCCCGGCAUUUGAAACGAAAAGACUGUAAAAUAGAGUUUAUAUUCACUCAGAUUGCUCUGGAGUUAUGCUGGCUUGUGAUACUGUAGCCCAGGCUGGCCUCGAACUCGUGAUCCUCCUGCCUCUGCCUCCUUCAGCAAAUCCUACCGGUGUGAGCCACCACUACCGGCUGGCUUGUGAUAUUGUGACUUUAGUCUAGUGUGCAAUUGACACAUAUUCAGGAGAAAGUGUUUGAGGAGUUCUGAUCUUUUUUAGACUGGCUGUGUGCUGUGUUUAAUCUUCCUGCCACGCUCAACAGGGCAGUGAGCUGCAGUUCCUAGUCUGCCACAGGUCCUGACCCUGGCAGUCUGUUGUGCACACAUCUCGCAUCUCCACUGAGAGUUUCUACGAUACGGCUGCAUCGUGAGCCAAGGAGUGUGUGCAUAUAUAAUGAAUUUUUCUACAUUUUACAGUCUUCCCCCUAGUAAUUUGCAUUGUUAAAGUGGUUUGUUGCUGACCGCUUUUCUAAAAGCACAAGUGUUAAAACAGAGAACCAGCAAACCUCACACUGCAGUACUGGAGUUAGCUGAGGUCUGUAAAGGACCCACCCUGCCCUGAAGGUAUUUACCUAACAAAUUAAUUGGGUAAAACAGUCUAAAAACAGCUAAGUUGUACCAAUAUUGAAGCACCACACACUCAUAAAAAUGGCUUAAGAAAUGAGCAAAACAUUAAGCAACACUAUUUGAAGAAUGUUUUAGGAAUAAUUAAUACUAAAUUACAGAAAACCUUUUGCAAAGCUGAUGAUCUAGCAGCUGCCUCUCUCCGAUUUCACUAGCAAAUACUCUACCGGACUUGGGAAACAAAACUUGGCCAACUAGUCUACUGUGCUGCAGUUCCUUUAUUUCGGCGGAGUCUGAAGCCAGUGGGCGUUCCUACAAAGUGCACAGCAGAGCAGCAUUUCAAAUGCAGCGUAAACAAAGAGGAAAAUGGCAAGGAUCCAAGACAAGACUGGGUGUGGCUCACCUUGUAACAGGAAAUCGGGGGUUUUAAAGGGGCAGUCUUGCUCCUGCCUGGUUACAUGAAUGUAUCAGCCCAUGCCUGCCUGUAUAAUUUGUUUAAAUUCAGAAAUAUAGAUUCGACUUUUAGUGGGAAAGAAAGAGAUAGGCACAUGGAAGAAUGGAUUCCCUUUGCAGGAUAUAUAAAAACUUGUACUCACAAAUAUUAGAAGCUGCCCCUCUGUCCCCUACUGCUGGGACUCACAGCUUGCUGGUGGGGUGUUGGCAGAAAUGACAUGGCUUUCUUGGGACCUAGUGCUGAUCUUUGCUGAAGUUACAUACAUCCUCCAUCACCCUUUUCUUGUUUCUUCCUUUUUCCCCUCUUCCUUCUCUUUGUUUUGUUUUUUUGGGGUAGCUCUUCAUAAGCCAGACUGGCCUUAAACUCACAGGCCUUCUGCUCAGUCUCUGUAUACUACAAUUACAGGCAGAUGGCACCACUGUUGUUCUCAAUGCAGAGCAAAUUGGUCUUAACUUUAAGUUCGGAGACUUUGGGAGAGGGUUGAUACCAGUCCAGAAGCCCAGGCCUCUUGGAUUCCUUUCCCUGUCUGCCAAAGCUGCUUGAAUGAACGGCAACAGAUUCACCUAGGUGGCAAAUCGUCUAGAAACUCAAUCAUCCUUCAGUGUGAGUGAGGUUUCUAUCAGUUUGCUUUGUUAGGGGGAGUUUCUCAGGACAGAAGUUAGGGUGCAUGGAAGGAAGAGAUCAAACUCUCAUUUAGGGAGGACAAACUGAUGGAGCAUUUUGGUGUUCAGAGACAAACCUGCAGGCCAGGAGGGAAGUGAAGCCAGCAGGCCGGUGAACAGCCAAGGUGUUUGCAUUUCCCCAUUUCUCACCCUGCAUUUUCUUCUUGCUCUGAAGACAAUAUAGCUGCCGUUUAGUUUGGUGAAGCAUCAGGCAAGCCAUUGUUAAGACCUCUUCUUAUUUGGAAUGCAGUGGCAGGAAAGAAGGCUA
Molecule: messenger RNA, 4804 nt
Organism: Alexandromys fortis (reed vole)
Lineage: Eukaryota; Metazoa; Chordata; Mammalia; Rodentia; Cricetidae
Gene: Dsc3
Product: desmocollin 3
Exons: 16
Coding region: 109-2784 (891 amino acids)
Biological process (GO): calcium-dependent cell-cell adhesion; cell-cell junction assembly; cell-cell adhesion mediated by cadherin
Cellular component (GO): plasma membrane; catenin complex; adherens junction
Molecular function (GO): calcium ion binding; cadherin binding
Source: RefSeq, a predicted model, not a curated record